ACUACAAGCUGUUAAGGAUCGUCGACUGUGCCCUGAACACCUGGGUGCAACGUUAUAUCGACGGUCUCGGUGUGACGCGCAGAGAGAUCAUGUUCAAGAUCAACGGGACCGCGAAGACGAACAUGAAGCUGUUAAAGGAGGGUUGCUACUGUCACUACCAUCCGCAUUUGACGGCGGACGCAUGCAACGCCGACUUUCUGAAAAAAGUUAUGUCCGACGACGACAGAAUGUCGUUAACCACCGCUGUGAGCGACGACGACGACGGCGAGAGUGUGAUCAAUUCGCCGUAUCGGGGAAAACAGCCUGGCACAGCUGCGGCCUCCUUUAAUUGCACCGGAGCGGUUCGAAAGGCUGGAUUUCUCAGCGUGAAAAAGUGGUUGCUACGGAAGAAACAUCAGAUCGAGCUCGCGAGGAAACGAGGAUGGAAGGGUUACUGGGUCUGCCUGAAAGGAACAACGCUUCUUUUCUAUCCGUGCGACUCGCAGGAGAGCAGAGCCAUGGAAGCAGCACCGAAGCAUCUGAUAAUUGUCGACGGUGCUAUCAUGCAACCGAUCCCGGAACAUCCGAAAAGGGAUUAUAUAUUUUGCCUGAGCACCGCGUUCGGCGACGCGUAUCUGUUCCAAGCACCGUGUCAGGUAGAACUCGAGAACUGGGUGAACAGCAUCCAUUCGGCCUGUGCCGCCGCGUUCGCGCGUCAUCGUGGCAAAACGGGGACGCUUCAUCUGCUGCAGGAGGAAAUCUUUCGCUUAGAAAAGGCGAUAGAAUCGGAUCAUAAAUUAAAGCACAUGGCGGAUCUUCAGCAGUCCGUUGUCUCUGACGUGGAAACGAAACAGCAGAUCAACAAUCAGAUCGUUCAAUGGGAAGAGAAUCUGGAGCGACUCCAUUGCGAGCAAUUCCGUCUGAGGUGUUACAUGGCCAGCCUACAGAGCGGCGAGUUACCUAAUCCAAAAAGUUUAUUGACGCACGUGUCGCGUGCCACGAAGCAAACGUUGAACAAAUUGGGCGUGUUCACGGUGUCGUCGUUUCACGCGUUCAUAUGCGCGAGGAGUCCGUCGUUGUUGAACAAUCUGUUGGCCGGACGGGGAGCCACCAAACGAAGACCACCGUUGCUCUCGAGGUCCAACAGCGAGUCCAGCCGGAGAUCCCUUCAAAUUUCCUCGAGGGACGAUGAGAAGUCUGUGAAAGUAUGCGUGCCAGAAAAUACGUUAGUGUCCGUGCUUUUGCGCGACGCUAUGACGGUCGAGGAGUUUCUAGCGAGCGCCUGCAACAGAAAGAAUCUGAACCCAAUGGAACAUUUUGUUCGUGUCAAGAAACGACGCGAUAUGGAGGAUCACAAUUACUUUGUGCCGCACAGAACCGACUUGAUAGAGACCUAUUUGCACACGCACGAGAUCGUUGAAGUGUGCGCGAAAAUCCUGUAUCAAGUGGAAUUACAGAGAAACACUCUCGAACAAAUGUGGGGCUUUUCGGUGGAGGCGGAGCUGAUUGAAAAUUCCGACAGGCAGGACGAAUUGUGCUGUUACGUUAGCCGAGUCGAGGACAAAAGUGUGGCAAUGCAAAACGGGAUCAUCAAGGGCGACGAGAUCAUGGUAAUUAACGGUGCUAUUGUAAGCGAUUUGGAUAUGAUGUAUCUGGAAAGCGUGUUACAAGAAGAAGUUGGCUUGUGUAUGAUGAUGAGGUCUUCGCGAACCGAACCGCCGGAUCUCACGGGUAUCAUGAGGGUAACGGAUGACAUAAUCGAGAGCUUGGUUUGUCCACCACCUCCCACCGAUCCACCAGUUAUAAGCGAACAAAUGAUUUCCGACUUGAUCGUUCCAGCACCUGGAUGGAGUAAGGCUUUUCUAUUUUUCCCUCUAGCUUUUCGAAUUUGUAAGGAGAGCAUCGCGCAAGAGUGCGCGGCGGCUGCUCACGCGGAGAACGGAAAACAAACGUCACGCACAAAUUCGUUCGAAAUUGAAAAUUUGUUAAAGACUGCUGAACAAGUGACGGGGAUCUGUCGAUCACCCGGCGAAACUAGGAAAUCCAGUCCCACGGGUAGCGUCGUGAGCUCUCAUUCGCAAGCUAUGACUCCGAGUCGGCAGUUAAGCGACGCCGAGAAACUGAAAAAGGUUAUUCUAGAAUUGAUCGAGACUGAACGGACUUACGUUAAGCAUUUAAACAAUUUGCUGGAGAACUACCUGGAGCCCCUUAAACGCGAGACUUUCCUAUCAAACGCAGAGAUAAACGCGUUGUUCGGAAACAUUCAGGAGAUCGUUACGUUUCAACGACAGUUUCUGCAGAAUCUGGAUCACGCGAUCGAGAUGGAGGCUGAUUUUAAUCAUUUCGACCAUCCGAGUCAAUUUAAGGGUGUCCUAUUCUCCAUUGGAAGUGCCUUCUUAUAUUACGUAAACCAUUUCAAGCUGUACAGCUCGUUCUGCGCCAGCCAUUCGAAGGCGCAAAAAGUUCUACAUCCAAACGAAGGGAACCAGGCUUUACAAGAAUUCUUGCAGGCAAGAAACCCACGGCAACAACACUCGUCGACCUUAGAGUCGUAUUUGAUCAAGCCUAUCCAAAGAAUACUGAAAUAUCCGUUGCUUUUGCAACAGCUUCGAAAUCUCACCGACGAACGAAGCGAGGAACACCAACAUUUAAUUGAAGCGCUAAAUGGCAUGGAGAAAGUGGCGGAACACAUAAAUGAAAUGCAAAGAAUUCACGAGGAAUACGGAGCCAUCUUUGACCAUUUGUUCAGGCAACACCAGAAAUCUUGCAAGCAGCCUAUCGACCUGAGUCCAGGAGAUCUUCUCUACUACGGAGGCGUCGAAUGGCUGAACAUUUCUGAUUUCCUUGGAAAGAUCAAGAAAGGCCUGGAGCUGCAUGCGAUGUGCUUCGUUUUCAAGUCUGCGGUCGUCUUUCUGUGCAAAGAAAGGUUAAGGCAAAAGAAGAAGCUCAUGGGGGUCUCGACGAAAGCGAAUUCCAGCGAGGUGGAGAUAAUACGUUACCAAGUGUUGAUACCUGUGACAGAAGUUCAAGUACGGGCUAGUUCUGCGAAGGAUAUGGAGUCCCAUUUCUUAUGGGAGUUGAUCCAUUUAAGAAGUCAAUUACAGAGAAGAUCGGAAAAAGUAUAUGUGCUCUCUAACAGCACGACCGAAUUUCGAAACGCCUUCCUGCGGACAAUUCGACAAAUCAUUCGAGAAUCGGUACGAAAUAUGAGUAUACCGUCGACUAAACAGAAUAUGAGUCAACCACCGAUGACGAUCUCCCCGCGUAUGUCGACCGGACACGUGGAGAAGUUCGAGAAACAAUCGGCCGCGAGCCAAGGGCCGAACGGCAACAAUAACGGAACGGCCGGCGCGACGCCGUUGCCGAAGAAGCCGGUGAAGCCGCAACCGUUGUCCACCGCGCAUAACUUUAAACGACGGUACAGUCAGUCGAAGCAAAGCGUGGAACACGAGAGUUCCGAGGACAAGGACACAGAAGAACCCGCCGGCGGCGGCGGCGGCGGCGGCGGCGGUGGCGGCACGGUUAAUCAACAACAGACCAUCUUUCGUUUUCGCAGCAAAACGAUUAGCGACACGUCCGGAGAGGCGAAGGUCGAGAUGGACUCGGGGACAAAGUCCGAGGGUGAGGAGGACUCGCAAGCUUUUUUAGGUGAGAAGACGGCAAAUUUGGGCCGCACUCCGAAUCAUUUGACUUUGAGCACCACUUCAACCAUUUCAGCGGGAAGUACCGGUAGUCAAGCGAGAUUAAUCCAGUCGUCACAUCAGCCGGAGAACUAUCAACCGAUUACAGUUAAAGAACUCGGAUCGCCGAUCUGGAAACCGCGGGAGUUACCUUCGUUAGGAGAGGCCACCACUUUACCGCGCAAGGGUAAGUCGGCCAGCGAGUUUGGGGACAUGAGCUCGUCUCACAGCGCUUCCCGAAAGUCUCUGAUAGAAAUCAAUAACUGUGCUCAACAAUCUAACUAUAAUAACCACGUUUAAGUUAAGUAGUUGUUAACUGGC
Molecule: messenger RNA, 3980 nt
Organism: Dufourea novaeangliae
Lineage: Eukaryota; Metazoa; Arthropoda; Insecta; Hymenoptera; Halictidae
Product: protein still life, isoforms C/SIF type 2
Exons: 19
Coding region: 90-3959 (1289 amino acids)
Biological process (GO): small GTPase-mediated signal transduction; positive regulation of axonogenesis; activation of GTPase activity
Cellular component (GO): synapse; membrane
Molecular function (GO): protein binding; guanyl-nucleotide exchange factor activity
Source: RefSeq, a predicted model, not a curated record